AUGGGGACUGAGGUUUUGAGACCACAGGAUUGUCUGACUGAAAGAACAAGAGUCUCUCCCUGUCGGAGGAGGAAUUAUUACUAUGGAAACGGGAACGGAAACUUUGCUAACCCUAACGUUUAUAGCUCUAACAACAACCGCAACAAUCCUAGGUUCAACAGAAAACCAACAGCGGUUCGGUCUGAUAGAUCGGACCAGAGAAAGAAACAAUCAGAGCCGUCGGUUUCAAAGAAAUCACGCUCUGUUGAUGAUUUUGUCAAGAUCUACAAGAAUAACAGCAGCAACAACAAAGUGAUGGAGAAAGUGACUAUUUUGCGGCGAGGAGAGUCGCUAGAUUCGAAGAUCAAGAGCAGCGAGACUGCGUCUGCGACUGUUUCCUCGAAGAAGGAACAAGGAAAUGGUGGGGAUUUGGUUGUUACUAGUACGGACAGAUUGGGUCCGGACCCCAAAACGGUUUCAAAACAGAUCAGGAUCGUGGAUCUUAGGUCUCCGGUGGCUGGGAAUUGUGAUAUGUACGCGGGAUCGGCCUUUUCAGUAUCUCCGCCACCGAGUUCGCUUCCUUUACCGUUGUUCUCAAAGAAGAAGCAUCUUUCGGUUGAUGACUCAGCCACCAGAGACCUCAGGCGUUUGCUUCGGCUCGAUAUUUGA
Populus trichocarpa (black cottonwood) is the source of this 648-nucleotide messenger RNA. RefSeq lists its product as uncharacterized. The transcript has a single exon. The coding region runs from base 1 to 648 and encodes 215 amino acids. NCBI's taxonomy places the organism in Eukaryota, Viridiplantae, Streptophyta, Magnoliopsida, Malpighiales, Salicaceae. The record is from RefSeq and is a predicted model, not a curated record.